Siniperca chuatsi (mandarin fish) is the source of this 10960-nucleotide messenger RNA. RefSeq names its product WW and C2 domain containing 1 (gene wwc1). Gene Ontology annotation, molecular function: molecular adaptor activity; kinase binding. Bases 962 to 4480 code for a protein of 1172 amino acids. Gene Ontology annotation, biological process: regulation of DNA-templated transcription; negative regulation of organ growth; cell migration. NCBI's taxonomy places the organism in Eukaryota, Metazoa, Chordata, Actinopteri, Centrarchiformes, Sinipercidae. The transcript is spliced from 22 exons. The record is from RefSeq and is a predicted model, not a curated record. Gene Ontology annotation, cellular component: cytoplasm.
UCAUAACCGGAAGCCGACAGUGAAUGUCUGUAACUUGACAGCGCCGGCCGAAGUCAUCAGGACUGGGAGAGACUUUACCGCCGCCGCCGCUUCCCUCCCGUCCGGUUUUAAAAGGAUAAUUUAACACAAUAACAAAGAAGUUUCUCGCGGAUUUACCGGAUUUUAACGGUUGUGGAUUCAGUCGUUACUUUCUUCUCUCAGCGGUGCUCAGACUGUUCGUUACCCCGCGGCUUGCGGCUAGCAUCGGUUACUGCUGCUAAACAUGGUGGCCUGUAGGCAAGAAGAAGAAACGAGCCCAGUUUUGGGGGUUUUAGAGGAUUUUUAAAGCCACUCGGACGGUUGUUACUGUGAAACACCGCUUCUCCGGACACAUUACUGCCCUCAUUUUAGAUUUAUUUGGAUGUUUGUGGACUUCGACGUGAGGCUGCCUUUCUGUUUACGUUGAAACACACAAGCGGUGGCGGAGCAGCAGCAGCAGCAGCAGCAGCACCGUCCGUGUUUUGUGGACCGUGGAUAAUUUGCAACGUUACUUUUAAUUUAAAAAGUUGUCGCCUCAAAGUUUUCCAACCCGAUUUGGAAAAGUUAUAAAAAAAAAAAACAUGCCCUCACAUCUGGAAAAACGCGUCAAAUAGCAUCACGGUUUUGUUUUAUGACCGUUGUGUUUAUAUCACGGGUGACUCGGACACUCAUAGAGAUGAACUGGUGCACAAGUGCAGCCUGCUGGGACUGUUUCAUCCUCUGAGAUAAUUCCCCGUUUGAGGUUUGAUUCAUUGUUAAUCUGUGGGUUAUUUUGAAUUAUUAUUAUUAUUAUUAUGGCCUAAUCCAAACCGCGCCAGACCGGGAACUUUGGGAAUAACUACAGACAUUGUUGAUGGUGAUGAUGAUGACAGAGAAAAGCGAUGGUUUCCCUUCGUUAUGAUUUUGAGUAGAGAGGAGUUAAUUACAUGGAGACUCGCCUGACAUGCCAAGGAAGGAGUUGCCACUACCUGAGGGUUGGGAGGAAGCCAGAGACUUUGAUGGCAAAGUCUAUUACGUUGACCACAUUAACCAGUGCACCAGCUGGAUCGACCCCAGAGACAGGCACACGAAGCCUCUGACGUUUGCUGACUGCAUCGGGGAUGAGCUGCCAGUCGGUUGGGAGGAGGCGUACGACCCCGUCGUCGGAGCGUACUAUGUCGACCACAACACCAAGAGCACCCAGCUGGAGGACCCGCGGGCCCAGUGGCAGCGGGAGCAGGAGAUCAUGCUGCGGGACUACCUGGCUGUGGCCCGCGAUGCACUCAGUGCCCAGAAGGAGAUCUACCAGGUGAAGGAGCAGAGGCUCCGCCUGGCGCAGCAGGAGUACCGGCAGCUCAAUGACACGUGGAGGGACAAGUCGACGUCACAGACCAGCUUGAAUUCCAGAUCAUCCUCGUCCAGCAAGUACGACCCAGACAUCCUAAAAGCAGAAAUAGCCACAGCCAAAAGUCGGGUGAACAAGCUGAAGCGGGACCUGGCCUGUAUGAAGCAGGAGCUGCUGUACAAAGAACAAGGCUUUGAGACCCUCAAAGAGAUUGACCUGAAGGUGUCCAACAGCCCGUAUGGCUACAAGCUGCAGGAGGCGCAGGCUAUCCUCAGCGAGGUCCGCACCAUCCGAGAUGCCAUCAGCUCUGGGGAGAAGGAGAAACAGGAACUCAUGCAGAAACUGGCGGUGCUGAAGGACGGUUUCCAGCUGGACUCGGGCUCCCAGCAGGAGCUGUGGGGCAGCAGUCCCUCGCUCGCCAACUCAGAGCUGUCCAUCCCUCGGCUCUACUCCGACACCGGCUCCCAGACCGACAUCCCGGCUGAGUUCAUGACCAGCAACAACAAACUGGCAGAGAAGGUUCGUCUGAGUCUGAAGUACGAGGAGGCCAAGAGAAGGAUCGCCACCGUCGAGGUGCAGAUCGCCAAACUGGACAGCGAGGCGUGGCCGGGACUGCUGGACCCGGAGCGAGACCGCCUCAUCCUCAUUAACGAGAAGGAGGAGCUGCUGAAGGAGCUGCAGUACGUCAGCCCCCGCCAACGGCUGGAGCCCAACGACGCCGAGAAGCUGGAGUCUGAGAAGAAACGUCUGGAGAGAGACCUGCAGGCCGCCAGAGACAACCAGAGCAAGGCUCUGACUGAGAGGCUGCGACUUCACUGCAAGAGGAACAAGCUGGUCAGAGAGCUGGAAGAGAUGGUUCGACUGGCCACUUCACUGCAUACUCAACUCAAAAGCCUGUCGGCCAGCACCCUGUCCUGUUCGUCCGGCAGCAGUCGAGGCUCUCUAACGUCCAGCCGCGGCUCGCUGGCCACCACCUCCAGCCUGGGCUCCACUUCCUCCCUCAGCUUCACCGACCUCUACCUGGAGCAGCCUGAGCUGGCUGACCCGGACUUCCAGAUCAAGCUGGACAGCCUCCUGCAGGAGGGCGGCCAGGCGGGCUACCGCCCCUCCAGCUCAAUCACAACCAUACAUGAACACGAAGUGGUGACGGGCUGCGGAGGGAGGGACGUUGGGAGGCCUGAGGUCAAAGCAGGCGGGGUAGGAGGAGACAUGGGGUGUUCUGCUGGAGGAGGUGCAGGAGGAGGCAGUGGUGUCGGAGUGGAGUUGGGGUCAUCCAGGAUCCAGGCUCUCAAACUGUCAGACACCCCUCGCUCCAUGAGCUCUUUAUCUCCACGGUCAUCCCUUUCCUCGCUGUCUCCGCCGUGCUCGCCGCUGGUCACAGACACUAGUUUCCUGUCUGGAGAGACAUUCGCAGGCCAGACGGGACCCGGCGGGUUGAGCCUGGAUCUGGAGCUCCACAGCAGGCUAGCAGAACUGGAGCUAAGUCUGGACUCUCAGCAGCAGCAGCAGCAGCAGGAGGAGCACGGAGGUCCUGGGGGGCUGGAGGAGAAGCAGAACCACAACAGCAUGCUGGGCGAGGAGGUCAAAGGCUCAGCUCCCCAGCUGCAAGGGACGGGGGCAGGGCCGAAGAAGAUGGGCGUGACCUCAGCAGUGUCUGACGAGUCAGUGGCUGGUGAUAGCGGUGUGUACGAGCCUUCAGAGCGCAGGCCGGGCCUCCCUGCCGACCUGCUCCUGGGCUCCUACGAGGAGAGGUUGGUGCUGGGCUGCUCUCAGGUGCAGCUCGGCUUCCGCUACGAGUCCAGAGACCAACGCUUCACCAUCUACGUCAUGCAGCUGUCCAACUGCAAUGCCCUCUGUCUGCCGGCUGACCAGAAAAUGUAUGUGCGUUCGGCGGUGCUGCCCUGCGGCGAGGCCACCCGCUGCCUCUUCCGAACACGUGGCUCACUGCCUCAGGACGUCGUGGAGGUCAACGAGGUGUUCGGCAUGCAGAUAUCCCACAGUGCAUUGCGGCAGAAGACACUGAGGGUCGACGUCUGCAACACCAGCAAGUCGGGCCAUGAAGAGUGUCUGGCGGGAGCCCAGAUCAGCCUGGCUGAUGUCAGCUGUUCGGAGGAGAGAUGCACCAAGUGGUACAACCUGCUGAGCCGCGCCUACAUGCCCGAGAUCAACAGCAAGGAAAAAGAGAGCAGAGCAGAUGGCGGCUCUGACAGGACUCGUGUUUCCAGCAGCGACAGAGUCGGAGCUCCUGAGGAUGAUGAGUGGCAUGGCGACCCUCUGGAGGCAGACAUGUUUGAUGAAGAAGAAGGAAAUGGAGUGGAGGGCGUGGGGCCUCUGGAGGAAGAGGACGAGUUUUAUCCUGAGAGCAGCCAAUGGGAAGCAGAGGAGGAGGAAGAGGAGGCGAAGGUGACAAAACCUCCUUCUCCUCCUCCGACAGCAGCAGCAGCCAUCACAGAAAAGGUGAACAAGGAGACGAGCAUGGACAACUUGUUGCCGUCCUACCACUGCUCGGUGGUCCGACCCAAGGAACGCCGCCCGGAUGUCCACCAGCAGAACCCCUUCAUGAGGGGGAACACCAUCAUCCGCUCCAAGACCUUCUCCCCUGGACCUCAGAGCCAGUACAUCUGCAGGAUUAACCGCAGUGACAGCGACAGUUCCACCCUCUCCAAGAAGUCUCCAUUUGUCAGAAACGCCUCAGAAAGACGCAGCAUGCGCAUGAAGAAGCCUCCUGUGCAGGUUAAAGGUCUGGACGGUCUGCUGCGGACGUCCCUGGACCUGGAGUUGGACCUACAGGUGUCUCGGACGCGGCAGGCCCGGCUGGCGCAGGAGCUGCGGGUGCUGCGGGAGCUGAAGACGCAGCUGGAGAAGGCGAGGCAGCAGGGCCAGAGAGAGCUGCCGGCCUGGGUCCAAGAAGACGAACGCUUCCGUCUCCUCCUCAAGCAGGCCGAGAAACAGACUCGUGAGGAGCAGCUGCAGGAGAAGCGGGUGGAGAAGAUGAUGAGGGCAGCGGCCAAGGACGUCCACAAGAUCAGAGGCCAGAGCCGUAAAGAGGUCCCCGAGGUCCAGACCUUCAGAGAGAAGAUGGCGUUCUUCACGCGAGCAAAGACCAGCAUCCCCGACCUGCCGGCCGACGACGUGUAGAGAAGCAUUUCAAAGUAUUUCCCCUCCGAGUCCUAACCUGCUGUUCCCACUCAAAUGAAGCAAACGUUUGGCGGUGUUAUGAAGAAUUUAAAAAAAUAUAUGUUUAGUAGGAAAAAAAUAAAAACUCAAAACCGUGAAGAAACACAUUUUUAAAGAGCUCAGCAUUUCUAAUGUGGAUAGUCUUUGUUUGUAAAUUAGUGAUAGCACUGCUACAGCUUUUUUUUAAUUUCACUCUCUCUUCCACUCUGUUUAUGGUGUUGUGUGUCUGUUACUAACAGGCUGUUUAUAGGCUCUUAGGUGUUUAAAAUCAUUCCAGAACAAAGUCACACAUCUGCACAUGUGUAUACAAAGAGUUUUGUACUAAAAUGACACAAAAAAUAUAUAUAUGUAUAUUGAUAGCACAAAACAAUAUCAAACAAUGGUACUAAAGCAAAAUAAGCAACUUAAGCUGAUGAUAAAAGAAAAUUAAAUAUCUAAACUUAAGAGAUAUUUAAUAUUGACCUUCAAGUAAUGUGUUUUUUAGAGCAUUUUGAAAACUUUACAGACAAACAUAAGCACACCUGAAGCUUUUCUGCAAUAUUGACAGCACAGACGGUUGUACAUAAGCAUCAUCAGCAUGCCUUCUGUUUCAGCUCUGGCGUCUCUCGCUACACGACACACGACACAGCAACACAAGAGGAAAACUUGAGUGUGUCUUCGCUUUACAAACAUUACUAGAUGAACUGGAUCUGAUGAUUCAAGAGCGGUUUUAACAAAUAAAGUUAAAAGUCGUCAUGAUUGUCGCUCACAAGUUACACACACACACUGACGCACACACACACACACACACUCAGCAAAGUAUAGAAACAGCACUAACUCUCACUAACACUCAGGUAGAUGAUCGGAUAGUCUGCACUUUAAGAAACUUGAGGUAAGAGUUUAAAAAAAGAAACUUGAUGUGGGUUUUUGGAAAAUUAAAAAAUAUCCAAAAACCUUUGCCUCGCGCUGGAAUGAUUGUUGAUUGUUGAGGCACACGAAGAUUGUCAAAACACACACAGAAAGUGAAGAUAAAUUGUAUUUUUGAUGACUGUGAACUUCUUACUGAUUGUAUGACUAAAAGAAGUGACUAAACACCCCCCCCCCCAACCCCCCAACCCCCCAGCCAAUAGGAAGAUAGCAGUCCUACUUCUUAAGGCUCCUGAUCUUCCCUGAUGACAUCUGAGCACUACAUGUGGUCAGUUUUUAUAGUUUCCCCUUCCGUCUGUUUCCACUCUGUAACUGCACAUUUUGGAUACAUAUCUGACUCGCUCUCAUGUCUCUUAGAACUGGACUUUCUGCAGCUGAAUCUGUGUAAUGUUGAUUCAUGUUAGCAUGGUGUCCCAGCAAAACUGAACACAUCACCUUCGUUUCUUAUCAAGUCUUUAUACCUGCACUAAUGUUUUUAUCUUAACAAUGGAUUCAAUGUGUAUAAUGUGAAAGGGGCCUCUCAUCGUGAUGCACCCACAGAGAAUUAUCACCUGACUCUCCAGUCCCCCUCUGCUCUACGGAGCUUUUUAGCGUCUUUCAGUUCAUUGUUUUGGUUUUAUGCCCCGCAUCUACACUGUUUUGGUUCACUCUCAUAGCAUUGUUUAAGGCUACCACAAGCAACAGAGAAGCUCUUAAACCCCACGUUGAGCGACCAGCUGGUGAACAUAGCGGAGCAUUUAGCAGCUAAAGAGCCAGAUAUUUCCCUCAGGAGCUGGUGGAGACCAAACACAGAGCUGACAGAGAGACAGUAUUGGACUUACAAUCAUCAGGCGAUAGAAACAUGACUCCAAAUGAACGAUCAUGUUGCUUCACAUCUGCUGGAUCUGUAAAUAGGCAACUGUUUUCUAACAUGUUCCCCUUAAAGUGAUAAUAGGUUAACGUUAACAGAGGCCAAAAAAAUCAGUUACUGCAGGUUUCAAUCCUGACUUUUUAUUCCAUGCCACAACUAAUUACAAGUUAUAUACUGUCUCAUAACCAAUGGCAAAAGGGAAUAUUGUCACUGAGAUGAAAUUAUUUGUCCUUUGCAGGUGGUCUGCCUAAAUCAAAGGACCAGUGUGCUAUUUUUGAUCGUUAGACCCUUAAAAAUAUUUAAGGAAUUGUCAGACUGCUUUAAAGUUUGAGAGAUGCAUUAUUUUUAAGGUUUCAGUUGUGUACUCUGCUGUGAAUUGUAACGUUUGUUCUGUUUUUAAAACCACCACGAUGACCAAAGAGGAGCAGACCUCGAAGGUUCUGCAUAGUGCUGGUGUCCAGUGGGUGGAAAACGGUUAAAGAAAUGUUCUGAAAUAAGUGCAUUUAGAGAAUCAAUGUACAGUAAAGGGAAAUUAAAUAAUUAGUUAGGAGGCUGGUGCCCCUUCAGGAACUUAAACUCUCUAUAAAAAGUCAUUCUAAGCACCAUGAACUAAUUAAUACUUGUGGAGUCAAACACUUAAUUCCACGAUUAUCCUUAGAUAAUUGAUCACUUGUAAAUUUGGACAUGCGGAACAACCCGAGAUGCCAUCAAUCUAUAGAUCUAACAUGAACUCUUCCUCGUGCCGUUAAAUGUGAGCCUUUGCACAGUAACCUGGCUGGGAAAUCAGAGGAGAAAGUGUCUUUUCCUCUUUUUAUUGGGGUGCAGAAGGUUGGAAAAAAUGUACUUUGUAUGUGUGGGAGUUAACUGUUUGUGCUCCUGUGAUGUGAUUUAUAUUCAGCUCAGUGAAGAGCUGAAUAUAAAUAUAUAUAUAUAAAUAUAAGUCAGACUGACGUCUGACUUUUUUUCCUCAAGUUUCCAAGGCAACCUGACUUACAGAUCAGCAGCAGACCUCGACUCUGGCACAUCUUUUGUUUACUGACUCUUUGUGUUUGUACCUGGAUGUUGAGUAGCUGUUGCAGAAGUUGUCCUUCGCGCUUUUAUCAACAUUUCACCUGCGUUAAAGCAAAACUCCCUGAAACGCUUCACUGUUUAGGUGAUAUACCUCAUGUUUCUAGUCGCUGUAAUAUUUUUAAUGAUCCUGCUGAUAACUGGACUCUUGCAGAAGGCCUGACAUUACAUUGAGAUAUUUAAAAUGGGUUUAAUAUUAAUGAUGAACUUGAGGUUUUGGUGUCAGAGGGGGUACUUUCACCAGUCAUACAGAGAGAGAUCCAUCAGAGAAGAUACACAGAGGCCAAUUUAAACUCCCGCAGGAGCAGGAAACAAGACCAGAAUGCAUUGCAGCAACAAAACAGGUUUAGUUUUCAAUAAGAGCUGGAAAAUCUUUCUCAUUAUUUUGCCUACUACCUCAUUUUUUGACCAGUUUCUUAUUAUAUUUCUUCCACAUAAAGUGUAGUGACUACAGUGCAAAGAAGCAUGUAAAAGCAGGUUAGCCAAUGUAAGCAGUUUACAGAAAGUUAAGGAAAACCAACAAGUCAGCAACAAAAUAAUAAAUAACUUACUAAUAAUAAUUAGCAGCAUGUUACAUCACUACAAGAGAGAUCGCGACUUAAGGCGGCGCUGUUUUCUGGCUGAAAUCAUUAUCACCUCCGAGCAUUAUCAAUAGAAAACACUGAAAAAUAUAAUAUAUAGAUAAAACUAAACCCUACAAAACAUUGCUACUAAAAUCUACAUCUGACUGCAACAAGUUGUUAAAGGCAUUCUGGGAAAUGUAGUAAAUGACUAAGUAGAAGUACUGUUGGCAGGUUGAGGGAACAGGGAAACCCACUACAAAGGUUGUAAAGUACACCCACUGGACGCAAAACAAUGGAACAUUUUGAGCGUCACAGAUUGAAAACAAGUCAAGUCAGUUUUAGUGAUGAUGAAUAAACUUCAUGCUGAAAAAAGGAAUCCUGUCAGAGGUCGUGAACUGGUUGUGUCUGUGGCGGCGUCAUCGCUAGUGGUUCACUUCUUGCUGGGUCACCGUGUUAACACGGAUUUUGGGUACUUUAGGUGCUAAGCGUCCACCACAUGGAACAAACCCUUCAUAUUAUAAUGUUUUCAUUCGCGGUGUAAAGAAGAAUGUAGCUGACUCAACCUGAGCUGCUGCUGUCAUUCCAGAUGUCUUACUGUUUGUAGAUAAACAGCAGAUCCAGUGGAGAGCCGACAUACAACCUUUUUUUUUUUUUUUGGCCUGUCAGCUGUGUAGUUCAUGUGUUGCCUUCGGUGUGUGUAUGUUUAAGACCAACAGAGGAAGUUGAUUUUGACCUAUUUUCCUAGCUGUUAGCUGUCUCCACUUCCUGUUCCUUUUUUCCAAGUCACCCUCCAAUCCUUAAGUGAUCUCUGAAAAGUCCCAAAAAUUCAAAUCAGCCUUGUUUUCUGAUAAUUAAAUGUUUUAAAUCCGCAAAAAAAAAGGAUAGUCACAACACAUUCAGGUAGAAGUAGGAAUAUUUUGCACAAGGGUAUAAGAAUAAUAAAUAUGCCACAAAAACACAGUAAUAAAACAACACUACAGCUCUUCAUCUCUUGUCUAGAAAAAGACAAAAAAAGUGAAACUUGAUGGAAACUGAAUCAAAUGCUGUGACAGAGUUCACACUGAGGCCGCGUUCACACUGCAGGAACAACGUGUUCGAUUCUGAUUUGCUGCUCAGAAUUAGUUGGGUUUUUUUUAAAUAUCCCAUAUCAGUCUGAACAGUCACACUUCUGAACUAAACAAUGUACAAAAGAUCAAAACCAAAGAUUUUACACCUGAAGUACACAAACAGAAAUGGAGGCCACCGGAGUCCUUGUGGUCCAAAUAAUACUUUACGUGUCUGCGUAGCCACAGGUAGCCGAGUGCUAUCAAUUUGUCAUCUGCUCACGUUUGCAACGGUCCACAUGCGGGGGCGUCCAUGUGUCUGCAUGUGUGGACAACUACGCUGACUGCACGUUUUGUGCAACGUGUCGGACACCCACUGUAGCGUGAACCGGACCGUGUGUCCAUUUUGGAGACUUAAGACAGUAUACGAAACCUAAACCUGCUACGAUGUCAGAUAAACGUAGUGGAGUUAAAAGCACAGUCUCCUCUAAAAUGUAGUGGAGUAGCAAAGCAGCAUACAAGUCCAUUAAAAAGUACUGGAGUAAAUGUACUUACAUUCCACUACUGUUUAAGACUCAUGCCUUGUAUUCUUGUUAUUCUGCACUCAAUGGCCGCUUUAUUGCAGAACAUUUGCAUUGGAUUGUACAGGUGUACCUAAUAAAGUGGCCAUUGAGUGUACAGAUUAUUAUGCAUCCUCAAGGUGCGAUCACAUGUAACGCGAAAGGAUUUUUUAUCUGUUGUCAAUGCUAUAUUUAAUAUUGUCAACAGCUCUGACUUAUUUAUUGUCCCCCGUGUCCCUGUACGUCCAUGGCGUCCCGGGGCCUCGGGGUAAGCGCAUAUUUUUUCAUAACUUUUUCAGCUUGCACAUGAGGUCUUUGUCCGCAGCAAGUGCACCGGUGACACUUCACUUUCUCAACACUAAAUCGCUCUGCCGUCAUGCCAAACCGGAGCAACAGAAAAGACUGUUCAGACUGAGGGCGCACUGCCACAAAUCAGGCACCUGUCAGAUUGAGGACCACAUGUGAAAGUCCCAUCCAAAAAUGUCACAAUUGUUGUGGGUAUUUUUUUUGUUGUUGUUGUUGUUGACGUUGUCAUUAAAGAUAAACAUAUCUUAGAGUCGUAUGACAGAAGCAGUCAGAUCUGGUUUCCACAGCCUCCUGCAGUGUGAAUGAGGGUUUUACUGCAGCAGGAACACUGUGAAAUUAUUGAAGGCCUUUGGAGUUGUGUGUGAGAGAGUGUGCCUUUGGAGAGCAACAUGUAAACUUUUAUUUUUUCUUUCUUUUUUUUUUUUUUUUUUUUUUUUUGUCUUAAAUGUCCAAACCUGGCCGCCAUCGCCUGAUCUGAAAGAAAGCGGAAAUGUAGAGAAGUGUUUGCAUUAAUUUUCCUAAUGUAAACAGUUUGUUGUUUUUGUUUUCCUCCACUGUAGAGCGAGUAGUUCUAAGGAAUAGGACUCUGUGUAGUCUGAGGAACAGUGCUGUCUGUUUUAAAGUCCAUUGGAUCGAUCGAUCGGCCGAAUGUUGUUUAACCUCGAAAUCAAAAAAGAUUCAUUUAUAUAUGACAACAUCUGGAUGAAGGAAUGUAGGUUUUUGCUACGAGAAAUCACGAUCAUUCAGAGAAAAAAAACAAAUGCUGUUAGUCACAAAUCAUGUAGGUUGUGAUGUAAUUCUUGUUUUGUUUUUUAAGUUCAAGUGCAUCUUUUUCCUCAUUUGAUUAUUGUUUUGUUUUUUUCUUCCUAAUGAAUCUGUUUGUGUUACAACUGGCGAUGAACCUGGUAAUGUGUAUGGAGGCGGCUAUGAGAAACAUACAGCAUGUAUUUAUUGCACUUUGUGAUUUGGGUGUGCUUUUCCUGUUUUUCUUUUUACCGCGAGAGUCCCGAAAAGCUGUGAAUUUUAUUCUCAGACACUGUAUUGUCGACCAGAGUUGUAAAUAUUUCACCAGCACAAAAAAAAAACCAAACAAACAAUAUGUUUUGUAGUUUCACAACAAAUAAAAAAAAAGUUCUUCUCUUCUA